Messenger RNA from Gastrolobium bilobum, 2220 nucleotides. RefSeq names its product P-loop NTPase domain-containing protein LPA1 homolog 2. NCBI's taxonomy places the organism in Eukaryota, Viridiplantae, Streptophyta, Magnoliopsida, Fabales, Fabaceae. The coding region runs from base 1 to 2220 and encodes 739 amino acids. The transcript has 7 exons. The record is from RefSeq and is a predicted model, not a curated record.
AUGGCUGAGGUGGGGAAAAUACUGUACAUGGUGGUGGUGGACGAAGGUGAGAAGAAAGACAAAGGGAAAGAGUCGUUUCGGUAUACACGUCCUGUUCUGCAGAGUACACUGCAGCUGAUGGGAUGUAAAGCGCGACAUGCCUUCAAGAUCAGCCAAAGAGUGUUUGAACUCACAAGGAGUGGGAGUUCUACUAAUGCUUUGCAGCCUGAAGGAAUGAUUUUAUCAGAUCUUGAUGCUCCUAAGGAAAAUAUUGUGAGAAAAGAUUGCCAUGAAGCUGCCCUUUGCCUGGGUAAAACAGACUUAGGCAACCCUUUACUUUUAGGGAAAGAUUGUGGAAGUAAGAGUGUACCAUUUGAGUUGUACAAAAGGCGUACUACUGCAUUUAUUCGGAGAGAAAGUUUUCUAGAUAUUGUCUGUGAUGCUCUGGCUGAGUACAAGUAUUUGGGUCCCAACCAGAGAGCAGACUUGAUGCUAGCCUGCAGGAUCCGAGAACGGAAGGAAUCUGUGACAGUACUGUUGUGUGGCACUAGUGGCUGUGGCAAAUCCACAUUGUCUGCAUUGCUGGGUAGUAGGUUGGGAAUCACAACAGUGGUAUCAACUGAUUCUAUUAGGCACAUGAUGAGAAGUUUUGCUAACGAGAAGGAAAACCCCUUGUUAUGGGCCUCUACCUACCAUGCGGGCGAGUGUUUGGAUCCUGUUGCUGUUGCAGAUGCAAAGGCCAGAAGGAAAGCGAAAAAGUUGGCUGGUGUGUCACAUUCGAUUCCAAUGGAUGAAGUAACCGAGGGUCAUAACUGUAGUAAAUCUGAUAUUCGGACGAUGGAGGUUGGCUCUGGUACUACUGAACUGCUAAAUGCAAAACAAAUGGCUGUUGAAGGAUUUAAGGCACAGAGUGAGAUGGUGAUUGACAGUCUUGAUAGGUUAAUCACUGCCUGGGAAGAACGAAAAGAGUCUGUUGUUGUUGAGGGUGUUCACUUGAGCCUCAACUUUGUUAUGGGGCUUAUGAAGAAACAUCCUUCAAUCAUACCUUUCAUGAUAUACAUUACAAAUGAGGAUAAGCACAUGGAACGUUUUGCUGUACGUGCGAAGUAUAUGACGCUGGACCCAGCUAAAAACAAAUAUGUAAAGUAUAUCCGAAAUAUCAGAACAAUCCAGGAUUAUCUCUGUAAACGGGCUGACAAGCAUUUAGUUCCCAAAAUAAACAAUACAAAUGUUGAUAAGAGUGUGGCAGCCAUCCAUGCUACUGUCUUCAGUUGUCUUCGUAAGCGGGAAGCUGGGGAACAACUAUAUGAUCCUAUUAGAAAUACUGUAACUGUUGUGGAUGAGGAAUAUAGAAAUCAAUGUGCUGCCAAUUCUUUGAGCUCAAAAGGAAUGUUCCAAUUGAUCCAGAGGCAAGGUUCUUCAAGGCAUCUUAUGGCUCUUGUAAAUACUGAUGGGUCUGUGGCAAAGGCUUGGCCAGUUAAUGCAGUUGACAGUACUGGGAAGCCUAUAUUGGGUUAUGGACCAGAGAAUGGAAUUGGAAAUCCAAUGUAUGGACCGUUGCGGAUUGGCAAGGCAGAACCUGUAAACCUUCAGUUUGGUUUGUAUGGAAUCAGUGCAUGGCCCAGUGACGGUGGCACUAGUCGUGCUGGAAGUGUUGAUGAAUCAAGAGCUGAUGGGACUGAUACGGGUAGUAGAUAUCUAUCCUCAUGCUGUAGUUCACCAAGGCUGUCUGAUGUACCCGCGAAGGAGCUCAAGGAGGAGCUUUCAGUGCAUGGUAGUGAUGAAGAGAUUGAUGAUCAACUAGAGGUGGGCAGUGAUGAUGAUUUCAGUGACGAUGGUGACAAACAUAUCCAUGAGGAGGUAGGCUCAGUUGAUGAGGAAUCUACAAAAUCUGACGAAGAGUAUGAUGAUCUAGCAAUGCAAGAUGUGCUGGAAAAUGGCUAUUGGUCAGAUGACGAUGAGGAGUUAAAGGAUAAGGUUGUUGCUGUUCCCGGGGAGUUCGGAACUAAGUUGCAAGGGAAUAAGUAUCGUCAAAAUCUGGAUCUCUUCAUUAGAACUAGAAGUGAGCCAGUGCCAGAGACCCUGUGCUCUUAUUCCUCUUUCCUUAUGGAAAAGAGUGAACGGAGACUGUCACCAUCUGGCAAAGCCAGAUUGAGAAAACGUUCCCUUAGUAUUCCGGCAAUAAGAAAGGGUAGUUCGGCGAUCCAAGGUCCCAUCCUUUCUGGUGCUCCUCUUAGGUAG